This is a messenger RNA of Knipowitschia caucasica, 2361 nucleotides long. NCBI's taxonomy places the organism in Eukaryota, Metazoa, Chordata, Actinopteri, Gobiiformes, Gobiidae. The record is from the annotation of a GenBank genome assembly.
AUGGCCGCCGCAGUCACCAUGAUUCACCCGCGACUUCUGCACUUUAACAACUUUAACAACUUUAACAACAUCCACAAGAUCAACCGCGAAGAAGCAGCAAAAGAAAGAAGAAAGAAGCGAGAGGCUGAAGACAUUUGGAGCCAAACUCAUUCAUGUGGUUCUCCUGCCACCUCCUCCUGUGGCAUCACAUGUGGUUCUCCUGCCACCUCCUCCUGGGGCAUCACAUGUGGUUCUCCUGCCACCUCCUCCUGGGGCAUCACAUGUGGUUCUCCUGCCACCUCCUCCUGGGGCAUCACAUGUGGUUCUCCUGCCACCUCCUCCUGUGGCAUCACAUGUGGUUCUCCUGCCACCUCCUCCUGGGGCAUCACAUGUGGUUCUCCUGCCACCUCCUCCUGUGGCAUCACAUGUGGUUCUCCUGCCACCUCCUCCUGGGGCAUCACAUGUGGUUCUCCUGCCACCUCCUCCUGGGGCAUCACAUGUGGUUCUCCUGCCACCUCCUCCUGGGGCAUCACAUGUGGUUCUCCUGCCACCUCCUCCUGUGGCAUCACAUGUGGACUCCUGCCACCUCCUCCUGUGGCAUCACAUGUGGUUCUCCUGCCACCUCCUCCUGUGGCAUCACAUGUGGACUCCUGCCACCUCCUCCUGUGGCAUCACAUGUGGUUCUCCUGCCACCUCCUCCUGGGGCAUCACAUGUGGUUCUCCUGCCACCUCCUCCUGUGGCAUCACAUGUGGUUCUCCUGCCUCCUCCUCUGGCAUCACAUGUGGUUCUCCUGCCACCUCCUCCUGUGGCAUCACAUGUGGACUCCUGCCACCUCCUCCUGUGGCAUCACAUGUGGUUCUCCUGCCACCUCCUCCUGGGGCAUCACAUGUGGACUCCUGCCACCUCCUCCUGGGGCAUCACAUGUGGUUCUCCUGCCACCUCCUCCUGUGGCAUCACAUGUGGUUCUCCUGCCACCUCCUCCUGGGGCAUCACAUGUGGUUCUCCUGCCACCUCCUCCUCUGGCAUCACAUGUGGUUCUCCUGCCACCUCCUCCUGUGGCAUCACAUGUGGUUCUCCUGCCACCUCCUCCUGUGGCAUCACAUGUGGUUCUCCUGCCACCUCCUCCUGUGGCAUCACAUGUGGUUCUCCUGCCACCUCCUCCUGUGGCAUCACAUGUGGUUCUCCUGCCACCUCCUCCUGUGGCAUCACAUGUGGUUCUCCUGGCACUUCCUCUUGAGGCUUUAUUCGUUUAUGAGUCCAGAGCGCUGCAGCCAAUCGCAUUAGGGCUGUGCGUCUGGAGCCGUCUCCGUGGUUACAGCAGUGAUGCUGCCGACGCCGCGCUUCCAACCGCCUCUUCAUAUCGCUUCACGGGCUUCAUUUCUGCUUUUAUUCUUUGUCCUCCCCCCUCCCCCUCUUCAUUCCUCCUGCUCCUCCUUCUGUCCCCUCUUUCCUCUCCUCUCCCCCCUUUUCUCCUUCUCCUCUCCUCCACCCCUCUCUCCUCCUCUGCCCCUCACCUCUUCAUCAUCCUCACCCUCCCCUCCUCUCCUCCUUCCCCCCUCUCCCCUCCUCUCCUCCUUCUCUCCCCUCUCCUCUCCUUACCUCCUCCUUCCCCCCUCUCCUCUCCUUACCUCCUUCUCUCCCCCCUCUCCUCUCCUUACCUUGUCCUCUCCUUCUCUCCCCCUCCUCUCUUCUCCUUCUCCCCCCUCUCCUCUCCUCUCCUCCUCUCCCCCCCUCUCCUCUCCCUCCUCCCCCCUGAAUCUUCUCAUGUUGUAGAUCAGAUUUAUUUGUGUAUAUCUUAUGCUCUUUCACAGAUGAAUCAUUCACACAUGGAUCACAGUGGCCACGCCCACCACGCCAUGACCUCCGCCCCCUCCAUGACCACAGGCGGCGGCCACGAGGGCGGGCACGGCGGCGAGCACGAGGGCCACAUGGGCAUGGUCAUGACGUUUUACUUCGGUUUCAAAAACGUGGAGCUGCUGUUCCCUGGUCUGGUCAUCAACUCUGCAGGGGAGAUGGUGGUGGCGUGCCUGGGAGUGUUCCUAUUGGCUGCUCUGUAUGAGGGGCUGAAGAUUGGACGAGAGGUUCUUCUGAGGCGGAGCCAGGUCAACGUGCGCUACAACAGCAUGCCACUGCCCGGGUCGGACGGGACGGUCCUCAUGGAGACCCACAAGACCGUGGGACAGAGGAUGUUAAGCCCCGCCCACUUCCUCCAGACGCUGCUGCACAUUCUUCAGGUGGUCUUGAGCUACAUCUUGAUGCUCGUCUUCAUGACGUAUAAUGGCUUCCUGUGUAUCGCCGUGGCGAUAGGCGCCGGGGCCGGAUACUUCCUGUUCAGCUGGAGGAAGGCUAUAGUGGUCGACAUCACUGAGCACUGCCACUGA